CAUGAGUUUAUGGUCUCACUGCGUGUCCUCUCUGGCGUCUGAUGCUCGGGGGUCAUUGUUUGCUCGUGGGACCGUCUCUCAGUCCCGGCCCCCCCUCCCCCACCCCCCUUCUCCUCCCUCUGCACCCUCCUCUUUAAUUAAGCAAUCCUGUUUAUUUAGGGAUUAAUUCGCAGCACUGAAUGGAGACAAAACCGCCAGUUUAUUAAUGGUUUUUUUUGCAACCGGCCCGGUUCAGCAGGCGUCCAACUGCCCGAAGCGUUCAGGGACGACCAAGAAUAAUGUGUGAGAGAGUUAAACUGAGGGCAGAGCUAUUGUUCACAGAGGAAACCAUUAUCUCCACGUUUCCAAAGCAUCAUUUUAAUACCUCGUCCCAUAACUGCUGUAUUAACUCUGUCCUGGGUUUCCAUCCCAUAAUCCUGCCAUUAAUAACCUUUGCAGACUUUGUUGCUUCUGCUGCUCAUUUGUGCUGUAAAACUAUUUAGUCCUCGGGGUGUUUCGGGGGAGGGGGAGGACUGCAGAGCAGUGACCUUCAACAUCUUGGUGCUGAGUUGAGCAGAUUAAAUGAACGAUUCUUCAAUGCAGCUAACAGCAGAUUGUACUUUAGUGGUCGUGACAGUUUGCUUAAUUAACCGCGUCAGUCGUCCUGCUGGAUGAAACUUAAUGCGUGUCGAUGACGAAUGUCACGUCGCGUCUGUGAUGCAUGAAGGAAACGUUGCUGCCUGUGUCUUCACGUCACUGAUCAUUUUCAUAUCUUCUCACUUGUUUGUAGUUUUUAUUUAGACCUCUGAAUCGCCACGACGUCUUUAAAUGUUUCAGAAAGAUAGCGACAGAAAAGAUGGUGACCAGCGUAGAUUCAACAAUGCUGACAUCGGCACAAUCCUUCGGUCGACUUGAGAAACAUGUUGGACUAUUCGUCCAUUGUGGAUUGAAAACCAUUUAUUUUUUACAAUCAACACUUGCAAAUGACACGGAAGUACAAAAUGUAAAAUAUACUUUGGCGUUUCAUUUUACCUCUUUAUUCGGGAUUUAGUAAAACACCUUCUUUUCUCUUUUUACCAGAUGUAGCCUAACACUGGCAAUGAGGGAGACGUUGAGUAGAUAAUGAAUUUAAAUCAUACCCUCUGAACUUAAGAGGCAAUCUGCUUUAAACUGACGUCUAACACUAUUACUAAAUAACACAUUCUUCAUGAAUGUACCACGUUAACGAGCUAGCUUCUCCUUCCUCUUGCUCAGGAUCUUGGAGCUGCAGGAGAAAGGCGACCUGGACGUCAUGAAGCAGAAGUGGUGGCCUCGCACCGGCCGCUGCGACCUCAACAGCCACGCCAGCGCCCAUCCCGACGGCCGCUCCCUCAAGCUCCACAGCUUCGCCGGCGUCUUCUGCAUCCUGGCCGCCGGCCUGCUGCUGGCCUGCCUGGUGGCCGGGCUGGAGGCUUGGUGGAACGGCAACCGCUGUCGCCAGGAGCAGCCCAAAGAGGUUACUAAGGAUUACAGACUGGCAAGGGUUUCUGGUCCAUUGACAUAUAAUGACAUUACAACUGCUUCAUCGGAGGGGAGGAGGGACAUUUGGACAGACAGAGAGAGAGGCUGGGAUGAAGCAGAAGCUAUUCAUACAGGUCAGAAUAGACCUCCUAUACAACUAUCACACAUAAAAUCUACAGAAUCAAGACAUAACUCUGUGCCGUCGCCGCGCUCCUCCUGUGUGUGCAGCGAGGACUCUUCUCCUGCCGCCUCGCUGAGUCAUGCAGGACUUUGAUUUAAGUAGAAAUACAUUUAUUAACUCCUACAAAGCUCCAUUUCAACCAUAAACAAAGUGAGACGAUUCACGUCAAAGAUCAAACAUCUAAUAAUCUUUAUAUUUAGUCACCUCUCAAUAGAGGUAGCAGGUGAUGGCACACAAAGCUUCUCCUGAAGUGAAGCGGAGACGUUUUGUUGUUAAACUCUCCGGUCGCUCAUUAAAACUCUCACCGAUAGAAACAAACGAGUUGCUGAUCACACGCGUUUCAUCUCAACACAAAGAAGACGUGAAAACAGAACGCUCGUCUCUGAAUUAUAACUGAUUUUAAUUUGGUUAUUUCCUUCUUUGCAGACGACACCGUAAUGAAGGAGUUAAUUCAACAGCGUCAGUAGAACCCGGAGGGGACAGAACCCAGAGGGUUCUACUAGAACCGUUCUGUUUCUCUGUGUUUCAUCUUUUAACUGUGAACACAUCUCAUCAGGACCUCACUGCUACAUGUUCACACGGCGACACACGAGAACACGCUUUAGUGCCUCUAAUGCAUCACAUGAUGAAACACAGCGCUGUACAGGAUGAGAUACAGUUACUGGUGGUUAAUAACAAUAAUUAUAAUAUUGUAAUUAUAGGUACUGAUCACUGAUCACACAGCUACUCCUAUUGACAGAAGAGAAGAAGAAGAGCUUCUAUCUCUGAUCACACUGUGACUCAGUCUCAAAGAUCUGCUGACAAACAUGAGAGAACACACGACAGAUAUAGAAAUCAGGGCUAACCUCUGGAAACAAUGAACUUCCUGUUGCUGCUUCACAAUAAAAGCCUCCCUGUUGUUUGUCGGUUUAAAGCAGCAGCAGGAAGUGUUCUGGGUUCUAUUACCGGUAAUAAAUGAUGACUCAGUAAUAACUACAGAGAGGUAAUUACACUAUACAUAAACAUAAAUGACAAUUUAAUUUGAAAUAAAAAUGUGUUUGAAAGGAUGAACAAUCUCAAAGAUUAUGACUUUAAAAAGAGAGAUUACAUCGAAAAGAAGGGAUGACUUCCUGCACUGCGACAUCAGUGUGUGUUACUACACGGUGUAAAUGUGUCAUGUGCAUUGUUCUGAAUAUCACUUGUGUCCCUGUGAGGAGUUACUGUGACUAAUAUCAUCGUACCUCUUGAGUUGUGAAGGGAAUCCAAUGCUGGAGCCAAGACGCGUUCAGGGACGCCACGCUUUGUUGUAAAGCGGACGGUUCAAAGUGUCUGCUAAGAGACGCCGAGUCAGCAAAUCUGCUUCUGAUUCAAUUGUUCUGGUAGAGAAACGAUUCUCUCAAACGCACCACGAAGAACAUGAAAUGAAUCUGCAGAACAACAACUUCUACCAAAAUAUAAGAAGUCACGUUUAGACCAAGAGACCGACGUCAUCUCACAUGAACGACUUUAACCCUCGGAACCCCAAAAACGAUCAGAGCGAUUAUUAUCACUGUCACACGCAAGAAGAGAGGAGGAGAGGAGAGAGGAGGGGAGAUAGAGAGGAGAGAGGAGAG
This is a messenger RNA of Anarrhichthys ocellatus (wolf-eel), 3252 nucleotides long. RefSeq names its product glutamate receptor ionotropic, delta-2-like. The transcript has 2 exons. The coding region runs from base 1271 to 1753 and encodes 160 amino acids. NCBI's taxonomy places the organism in Eukaryota, Metazoa, Chordata, Actinopteri, Perciformes, Anarhichadidae. The record is from RefSeq and is a predicted model, not a curated record.